UCUCCUCGAGGGCCCGUUGGUUCGUGCCAGCGCCUUUUAAGGGCACCGUGGGGCGAACGGAGCGCUCAGAGCUGCUCCGGCCGCGGCCCUGGGAGCUGGAGGAGCCGCGACUCAGCAGGCAUGACUGGAGAGGGAAGUCCCAAUGGUGCUAGAACGGUGCUUCAGUGGCAGAAGACGGCUCACGAGUGAGAUCUGGAAGAACGACAGGGAAGACAUCCGUCAUUUGCUCCAAAGUGUGCAAGUCAAAUCCUGGGCAAAACAUGAUAACCCUGAUCACUGAGCAGCUACAGAAGCAGACUCUGGAUGAGCUGAAAUGCACACGCUUCAGCAUCAGUCUGCCUUUGCCUGAUCAUGCAGACAUAUCCAACUGUGGGAACCCUUUCCAGCUUGUGUCUGAAGGUGCUUCCUGGAGGGGCUUGCCCCACUGUUCCUGUGCUGAGUUCCAGGACAGCCUCAACUUCAGCUACCAUCCCUCAGGCCUGAGCCUGCACCUCAGACCACCUAGUCGGGGAAACUCCCCACAGGAGCAGCCCCUCUCCCAAGUACUAAGCCCUGAACCCCCAGACCCAGAGAAGCUUCCUGUGCCCCCUGCUCCUCCAUCCAAGAGGCACUGCCGCUCACUCUCGGUGCCUGUGGACCUGUCUCGCUGGCAGCCAGUGUGGCGGCCCGCCCCCUCCAAGCUGUGGACUCCCAUCAAGCACCGGGCCAGUGCUGGAGGGGGUGGGCCGCAGGUGCCUCACCAGAGCCCCCCGAAGCGGGUCUCCAGCCUCAGGUUCCUCCAAGCUCCCAGUGCCUCUUCUCAGUGUGCCCCAGCCCACAGACCCUACAGCCCCCCUUUCUUCAGCCUGGCCCUGGCCCAAGAGUCCGCUCAGCCCUGCGCCACCUCCCCUCAGAAUGGUUCUUGGGAGAGCGAUGCUGAGUCCCUGUCACCCUGCCCACCCCAGCGCCGCUUCUCCCUGUCCCCCAGCCUGGGCCCACAGGCAAGCCGCUUCUUGCCCUCUGCCCGGAGCUCCCCUGCAUCUUCCCCAGAGCUGCCCUGGAGACCUCGGGGUCUCCGCAACCUUCCCCGAAGCCGCUCACAGCCUUGUGAUCUGGAUGCCCGCAAAACUGGGGUCAAGCGGCGUCAUGAAGAGGACUCCCGGCGCCUGCGGCCUUCCCUGGACUUCGACAAGAUGAAUCAGAAACCAUACUCAGGAGGAGGUCUCUGUCUCCAAGAAACAGCUCGAGAAGACAGCAGCAUCUCUCCACCGUGGUUCAUGGCCUGUAGCCCCCCACCUCUCUCUGCUUCCUGCAGUCCAGUUGAGGGGUCAUCCCACGCGCUGAGUGAAAGCGAAGAGGAGGAAGAGGGGGCUGUGCGGUGGGGUCGGAGGGCACGACAAAAGCGGACACUGUGCCAGCAGGACUUUGGGGACCUGGACCUGAAUCUGAUUGAGGAAAACUAAAGCUGAGAGGCUACUUGCUGGGGCCACACAGACUGACUGUCUAAUGGCUACUAACCCGUGUGAAGGCCCCAAGGCUGAGGGCCCAGCCUGGGAAAGGGGGUGAGUGGAGGUCUCUGACUCAGGGCAGCCCAAGUCUUCUCGCUCCAGCAAGCUCGACCAUGCCAAGAGACUGGCCGGGACAAGAUAAACGGAGCUGGUGGCGAGAGGGAUAGCCCCAGAGCAGACCCUCCCCAUGGCGGCCCCGAGUGUGAGUAUCCAUCCCUGCCGCUGAGAGCAAUGGGCAGGGAAGGAGGGGUCUCCUGACCCCAGCUCGGGGAAUUUCACUAGCCCCUUUGCUUCAAAGGGCACUUGUGUCUUAGAAUUUGGCCAGGGUGCGGGCGUUCAGUCAGCCUCCUCGGAGAAAUUGUGUGAGUGCGUGUGUGUGCAUGGGCGUACACUUGAGGAAAGGUGUGUUUGUGCAGCCUUAGGGAAGGAAGGCAGUUGCUCCUUUUACAGUAGAGCAUCAGGAUGCCCCCAGAAUCUUGACUUUUUUCUUUCUUUCUUUUAAUAUGACGUUGGGCUUGUUCAAGGUGUCAAGAGUAGAGGGGUGCUUUUUUUUUUUUUGGUCUUCAUAGCUCUGGAGCCAGGCUUUUAAGUUCAUAGCAUUACUUGCUCUGCAGAUGGCUCUGUUUUGGGGUCUAAGUACGGUGACCUCAGCUAAUGGUCUUUUCCUCAGUCCCACCCUCUCCCACUAGAUAAAUCUAGUAUGGAGGGCUUGUAGGAAGGUCGCAUUCAUUGUGUUCAUCAGAUUAUCUAAGCUGUACACCGUACACAGCCUGCCUCUCUUGUUCUCUGAGUAGGUGCAAACAAGGGCAGCUGAGGCAGAACUGAGGAGUUCUCUCUUUUCUUCACCAAGGGGACCCUCUCAUGUUUUGAUCUUUCAAGUCAGAGACAGAGUUGAUCCCCAGAAUAUGUGGAGGCAGACCUGUAGCAGGAGCACUGACAUUUAGUCCCCAGAAGUCCUGGAGCCCAGCCCAGCACUGCCUUUGGAAGCUGGCUGCUGUAGGGAAACUUAUUCUUGCAAGAUCUAGGCCGAGUCUCUUUCUGAUCUUCAGGAAAGAGGAAGGGUGCUGAGCGUCUCAUAGUUUGCUUGUCUUCCACCCUUGCCAGGAAAUGUUUAUGUGCCUCUAAUUGGUCCUGCGAGACCACGGAGAGGCUGGGGUGCACCGAGGGAUUGGCUGGGGAUGCGUGAGGCGAAGGCUCUGAGAAGCAGCUGGGAGUUUGUUGUUGUUGGAUUGGAUUUCCUUUUUUGUUUCUUACCCACAACUGCAGCCGGUGCAGCAGCUCCCAGUGGCCACAGACAUGGACUUAAGAUUGCAGAUACCCUGGUAGGGUUGGCACCAGGAGGUAUGCAUAUAGAAGCUGCUACUGUUGCAGUCCGUGAGGCUUUGUUUAGAACACCCUGCAUAACGCAUUUGGACCUGCCCUUCCCAUUUAUCAUAGUAAGGGCAUUUUUCUGUUCAAUUUCAAGGGUGUCUUCACGGGAGGUAGCCAUGUCUUCUUGAGCCUGUGGCCCUCAGGUUCUACUUUUCCAGGGCUCCUCCCUAUCUCCUGGCUAGUUACCACAUAUUACCACUGGGCUACCAGUCUCUAAGGACCUAAGAGAGGCUCUCUCGAGAAUCCAGGGAAACUGAGCCCAGGAGUUACCCAUCCUUGGUUUCAUCCUUCCCUGGUUCUCCCUCUCUGGUCCAUAAUUUCCCUGGUGCCAGCUUCUUUUCCACCUGGGGCAUCCUCAUCCUUGGGCUCUGCUGCAGAUGGCAGUGUCAGCCUCCGAUAGGUGACUGGCAGUGCCAAUGGGGUCUCUGCAAGGCCCUACUACGUUUAAGUGAUGGCAGUGGUUCUGCCUCCGUCCUGGCUUCCCAAAGACCUUAGGUCACCACCCAUAGGGAAGGAGGCCUGCAGUUGUCAUAUUUUGAUUCCAUUCCUUUAAGUCUGGAAUGUUAAACUUGGCAGAACUAUCAUCUUGCUUCCCAGUUUAAAUGCCUCUGGCCCUGGAACAAGCCUUUUCAAGACAUGAAUCAUUUUGCUUUACACAAUAGAUCUGUUCCAACAGUUCUGUGUAAACCAAAUGCUGUUUUUUAAUGCAUUUGGACUGCUGGCCAUUUAAAAGCAGCCUAUGAUUGCUUCUUUGGUAAAGCGAGCAACCUCCCUCUACUUUAGCCGGUUUCAUUAUCUGGGUUCUCACAUUUGGGCUUUCCCAGAGUGGAGCACACCUCCGGGGCUUGUGGCUGAUGCUGUGUUGAUGUCUGCAUCUGUGCUGCGUGUGUGGUGUGGCUGGCCAGUAGGUGAGUAGUACUGCGUGUGUGAGGGAAGCCGCUCCCAGGCUGAUGCGCUCCUCCUGUGCCCGGUGACUGCCCAAUGGCAGCCCUCGCUGCCCUUCAUUCCCACCUGCUGCCAAAGUCCCUGUGCUAAUGGGAUUACUGAAACAAAAAGUGGAAAAAAAAUUUUUCGUAAACUUUGUUUUAUAUUAAAAAAUCCAUAAGUCUGUGUGUGUUAAAACAUGAGGUUCUGCCUCUGUGGCUGUGUUUGAAAAAAUAAAGUUUUAUUAGAAUAAUCCAUUUUCCCAAGCAA
This is a messenger RNA of Peromyscus californicus insignis, 4052 nucleotides long. RefSeq names its product family with sequence similarity 53 member C (gene Fam53c). The record is from RefSeq and is a predicted model, not a curated record. Gene Ontology annotation, biological process: protein import into nucleus. NCBI's taxonomy places the organism in Eukaryota, Metazoa, Chordata, Mammalia, Rodentia, Cricetidae. Gene Ontology annotation, cellular component: nucleus. The coding region runs from base 261 to 1442 and encodes 393 amino acids. The transcript is spliced from 5 exons.